GUACUAAAAAAAAAAAAAUAUCUAUUUAAAACAACCAAAAUUCUAGUGUUUUAACGACUGUUUAUUAAUAAUGUCAAAUUGUAAAAUACGAAUAUUGUAACAUUUACUCUCCUGAUCAGUUAAUUUGCAUAAUAAAAAAAAAAAAGGAAAAAAAAUUGCUAUUCAUCACUAUUUUUCUUCAAUGACUAUUAAAACAGGUUAAAAAGAUUUUAAUGGAACGUUAAAUAAUUUUUUUCACCUCCAUAUGGAAAACUAUGUGAUUUUUUAUGGAUUUUUUUGAACAAAUUUUUCUACAUAAACAAGUGCAAUUAAAUUUAAGUAAAAAGAGAGAAAAUUUGGAAACGUGUUAAAAAAAAAGAAGAAAAUUUUUUUAACAUUAAAUGCAGAAAAUAAAAAUUUUGAUCAGGAGACAAUAAUUUUCCAAUGCUGAAAUUUUGGUAUGGCCUCACGUUUAAGCCCUCGAAACUCGGAAGUAAACGCUCUUGAGCAACGUGGCUAUUUUCUUGGCAAAAAAAUUGGACAGGGUUCAUAUGCCACUGUUCAUUUGGCUGAAUUCUCAGAUGGCGUUAAUCCAAAGAAAAUGAAACUUGCUUGCAAAAUUUUUGAUAAGGAUAAAGCGCCUCCGGAUUUUUUAGAUAAAUUUUUUCCCCGCGAACUUGAAAUUUUAACGAAAAUUGAAAAUCCUCACAUUAUUCAGGUACACAGUAUUUUGCAACGUGGUCCAAGAGUUUUUAUUUUUAUGCGUUACGCUGAUAAUGGUGAUCUUUUGGAUUUUGUUAAAAAAAAGGGGGUAAUACCAGAGCAACAAGCAAAAUUAUGGUUUCGACAAAUGGCUUCCGGUUUACAUUAUCUUCAUGGCAAAAAUAUUGCACAUCGAGAUUUAAAAUGUGAAAAUAUUUUACUAUCACGAAAAUUUAAUGUGAAAUUAGCUGAUUUUGGAUUUGCAAGAUUUUGCAUUGAUGACGAUGGACGUCGUGUUUUGAGUCAAACUUAUUGUGGAUCAGCAGCGUACGCAGCGCCGGAAGUUGUAUCCGGUACACCAUACAAUCCAAAAUUGGCCGACGUUUGGUCAUUGGGCAUAAUACUUUAUAUAAUGUUAAAUGCCUCAAUGCCAUUUGACGAUUCAAAUUUACGAAAACUUUUAAAGGAUCAAAUGUCAAGAAAUUGGAUAUUUCGUUCACGUGUACGUGACGCAAUUACGUCACAGGCAAAAAGUAUCGUUAGACAUAUUCUUGAGCCCGAUAUUACACUUCGAUUAACAUUGGAUCGUGUAUUGGCGCACGAUUGGGUUCGUGUGAGAAAAGAUAAAAGUAAUUUAAUAGCUGGAAGACUUGUACAUUCGGCGCCUCCAAUUCGACCACAAAAUCCAAAUCAUUCGGAAACUGAUUCUAAAAUUGAAUCCGAAAGAAGUAGUGUAAUUGGGAAAUCAUUGAAAAAAUAAUGGACGUGAAAAAUAAAUUAAAAAAUAAUUCCUUCAAAUAACUCUCAAAAACAAAAUUCACAAGAACAAAAGAAAUUUUAUAUCGUAAUUUACUGUAACAAAAAUUUUUUUUUAUAACUUUACACCUUUUUUGAUAAUGGUAUUUCAUUUUUAUUUCUCUUUAAGAAAUAUGAUUUUUAAAAAUAUAUACUAGAAAUUGUUCUACUCUACCGACAGCUGAAAAAGUAGAUUUCUACUAUAUCGACCGUCGGUAAAGAAGAAAACCACACAAAAAGUAACAUUAUAGCAAAAGUGAUUAAAAAAUUUCCUAAAAUUAUAUACAAAUACAAUUUUGCAAAUAAAUAAAAAAAAAACUCA
Molecule: messenger RNA, 1798 nt
Organism: Leptopilina boulardi
Lineage: Eukaryota; Metazoa; Arthropoda; Insecta; Hymenoptera; Figitidae
Gene: Tssk
Product: testis-specific serine/threonine-protein kinase 1
Exons: 7
Coding region: 440-1441 (333 amino acids)
Biological process (GO): cellular response to glucose starvation; protein phosphorylation; intracellular signal transduction
Molecular function (GO): protein serine/threonine kinase activity; ATP binding
Source: RefSeq, a predicted model, not a curated record